AUGAAGAGCCUUCUCACAAGAAUCGUCAGCCGGGCCAAGCGACAAUUGGUCUCGCGCCGAUACUUGUGCCUGACUACGAUGGCCAAGAGCAAGUUCGAGUAUGUGAAGGAAUUCGAGCGAGAUGACAGCUGUCUGCCAAACUGCUGGAUCGUGGUUAGGAUAGACGGCAGGAAUUUCUCCAGGUUCUGCGAUGCGCACCAGUUCGUCAAGCCGAACGACGUGGCCGCGCUCGAGUUGAUGAAUCGUGCCGCUAUCACCGUUAUGGAAGACUUUAAAGAGAUUAUACUGGGCUUUGGCCAGAGCGACGAAUAUUCCUUUGUUUUCCGGAAAGACACACAGCUUUACAACCGCAGAGCGUCAAAAUUAAUGUCUAACGUAAACUCAUUAUUCACCUCGGCGUACGUCUAUCACUGGCCACAUUUCUUCAGAGGCAAGGAAUUAUUUUAUCCUCCAUCGUUCGACGCUCGUGUUAUACUAUAUCCAACGGAUAAAAAUUUGAGGGAUUAUCUGGCUUGGCGACAGGCUGAUGUACAUAUCAAUAACUUAUAUAAUACUUGUUUUUGGAAUCUUAUUUUGAAAGGAAAUUUGACCCCGAAUCAGGCGGAAGAAAAACUUAAAGGUACUAUGGCAUCGCACAAAAACGAAUUGCUCUUCCAAGAAUUUGGUAUAAACUAUAAUAACGAACCACCAAUGUUCCGAAAGGGUACGACGCUCAUUCGGAAGUUAGUAGUCGACGGUACAGGGAGAUUGAAAUCUGCUAUAGUUCCUCUGAUAGAUGAUAUUAUUGGCGAUCGUUUUUGGAAGGAGAAUCCAGAAGUAAUCGGUUUGAAAAGCUUAGCGACUUAUCAAUCACCAAUUUCAACGAAUAAUAUUAAGAAUACGAUAUCCGCUUCUCUUUCACCUACCAUGGUAAAACCUGCGAACAACGUUCUUCCAACUUCACAAGUGACCAACGUGAAUGCAGUUAGUGAAGAAGCGCAUUCCAAUAUAAACAAAGACACUAAUGAAGAUCGAAUGCAGUGUGAGAGUGAACACAUUUGUAGGAGAUAAGUUGUACAAAGUUUAUAUUUUGUUUUUUUUUUUAUAUAAAGUUGAAUUGAAACUGUAUACUCAAUGACUUUUAAAAGAGAUAAUUUGUUACGAUUUUUUUCAGAAAAAAGAAUUUUGGGAAACAAGAAUGCUAUAAAAAUGAAUGUUUCUAAUCUUUGAAAAUCAACUGUUUCAAAUAUGUGAAAUAUUUUAAAAUAUAUAAGAAAAUCGUUUAAGAAAUAAGAUAUGUAUAUGAAAUUGUAUAAUUAUAUACAAAAGUACAAAUAAGCUAAUUUUGUUGGUAAAUAGUAAAUUUGAAUUAUUUAAAUUAUCACUUGUGUUAAAAAGAAAAUUGGUUUUUUUUGUAACAUUUUUUUACAAAUUUAAAUUUUGAAAGAGAGAUAAAUUAAAGAAACUUGUAAGUUUUUAUUAACGUAUACACUGUUUGCAAGAUUUUAAACAUGUUUUUUUCGAAAUAACCUUUUUUCAAAUUUCUAUCAAUAAAUUAUCUGGUAUGAUUAUUCCAAU
Messenger RNA from Monomorium pharaonis (pharaoh ant), 1557 nucleotides. RefSeq names its product probable tRNA(His) guanylyltransferase (gene THG). Bases 1 to 1050 code for a protein of 349 amino acids. Gene Ontology annotation, molecular function: magnesium ion binding; tRNA guanylyltransferase activity. Gene Ontology annotation, biological process: tRNA modification. The record is from RefSeq and is a predicted model, not a curated record. Lineage: Eukaryota; Metazoa; Arthropoda; Insecta; Hymenoptera; Formicidae. The transcript has 3 exons.